AUGUCUGAUACACCUGGUGCAGACAACCGCAGCCAGGAAUGUAACGCCUCCGGUGAAGAAAGGAGUGUAGCAGGUGUACAAGGCGACUUGAAGGUAGUAUAUAAAGAUGGGGCAUGGGUGGAAGUGGCAGAUAGAUGGGGCGACGCCAGAGCAGAGGCACUGGUCGAGGAAGAGGAGAAAUGGGUUUCCUUUCAGAAGGCUAAAGAGGGAGAGGAGAGAAAUAACCAAGUCCAAGGAAGAGGGUUAAAGCGUCGUGAUGGCAAAGUAGACCGAAUAGGCGAUGGGGAGAGUGACGCAGGAGACAGAAGAACAAAUAUCGGGGGUCACUUAAGCAUAAACAUCAAGCAACAGGGAGGUACAAGUGACGGAAGAGAUGGGGGGAUGAGUGACGGGCGAGACGAAGGAACGAGUGACGGACAAAUCAACGGUAAAGGAAAUACACGAAGAAAAACCAUUGUGCGAAGGAAAGGGAAGAGCACUGUAAGAGAGUGGAGACAGAGUGAUGGGAGUGGCGACAGUCAAAGUGAAGGUAACAAUCAAGGCCGGAGCCAUACAAGGAACAAAGGAAGGAGCAGGGGAAAGACAGGCGAAGGACGGAGUGUCGGUAAAAGAGAAUUGGGAGACGGAAGGGAUGACGAUCGAGGAAGAGAACGAAAAGGAGACGGAAACAAGGGAAGGGACGACGAAGGAAAAACAGGAGCAGGUGAGAUUCGCAAAAAGGCAGGAGAGACUCAAGGACGAGCAAGAGAGAGUCAAGGACGAUCAGAAGAGAGUCGAGGACGGGGCAAUGGUCAAGACGCUGAUAGCAGCACUGGAAAUAUUGAUGGAAGAACUGAGCAACGUAAUAGACUAGAUAGAAGGCUGAGUGAGGGGCAAGCCGAAGAACGAAAUGAACAACUUGAUGAGGCAGCUGGUAGACUAGGAAGAAGGCUGAGUGAGGGACAAAUUGAAGGACGAAUUUUCGACCAAGUUGGUACAGGAAAUAUUAGGUACACGAGACGACUAAUCGAUGACCAGGCUCAACCACGCGUUAGUGGACGAGAACAUGAACAUAUAGGCGAAGAAAUCAAUGGUCAAACAGGAGAUCGAAGCAAUGGUCAAACGGGAGAUCGAAUCAAUGGUCAAACGGGAGAUCGAUGCAAUGGUCAAACAGGAGAUCGAAUCAAUGGUCAAACAGGAGAUCGAAUCAAUGGUCAAACAGGAGAUCGAAUCAAUGGUCAAACGGGAGAUCGAAGCAAUGGUCAAACAGGAGAUCGAAUCAAUGGACAAACGGGAGAUCGAAGCAAUGGACAAACAGGAGAUCGAAUCAAUGGUCAAACAGGAGAUCGAAUCAAUGGUCAAACGGGAGAUCGAAUCAAUGGUCAAACGGGAGAUCGAAGCAAUGUUCAAACAGGAGAUCGAAUCAUUGGUCAAACGGGAGAUCGAAGCAAUGGACAAACAGGAGAUCGAAUCAAUGGUCAAACAGGAGAUCGAAUCAAUGGUCAAACGGGAGAUCGAAGCAAUGGUCAAACAGGAGAUCGAAGCAAUGGACAAACAGGAGAUCGAAUCAAUGGUCAAACAGGAGAUCGAAUCAAUGGUCAAACGGGAGAUCGAAGCAAUGGUCAAACAGGAGAUCGAAUCAAUGCUCAAACGGGAGAUCGAAGCAAUGGUCAAACAGGAGAUCGAAGCAAUGGACAAACAGGAGAUCGAAUCAAUGGUCAAACAGGAGAUCGAGUCAAUGGUCAAACAGGAGAUCGAAUCAAUGGUCAAACGGGAGAUCGAAGCAAUGGUCGAACAGGUGAUCGAAGCAAUGGUCAAACAGGAGAUCGAAGCAAUGGUCAAACAGGAGAUCGAAGCAAUGGACAAACAGGAGAUCGAAUCAAUGGUCAAACGGGAGAUCGAAUCAAUGGUCAAACGGGAGAUCGAAACAAUGGUCAAACAGGAGAUCGAAUCAUUGGUCAAACGGGAGAUCGAAGCAAUGGACAAACAGGAGAUCGAAUCAAUGGUCAAACAGGAGAUCGAAUCAAUGGUCAAACGGGAGAUCGAAGCAAUGGUCAAACUGGAGAUCGAAGCAAUGGUCAAACAGGAGAUCGAAGCAAUUGUCAAACAGGAGAUCGAAGCAAUGGUCAAACGGGAGAUCGAAGCAAUGGUCAAACAGAAGAUCGAGUCAAUGGUCAAACGGGAGAUCGAAUCAAUGGUCAAACGGGAGAUCGAAACAAUGUUCAAACAAGAGAUCAGAGCAAUGGUCGAACAGGAGAUCAUCAAAGCAAUGUUCGAACAGGAGAUCAUCAAAGCAAUGUUCGAACAGGAGGAGAUCGAAAUAAUGGUCGAGCAAAUUAUCAAAGCAAUGAAGACAUAGAAGAACAAAGAUAUGAGGAAACAGGUGAUCAAAGGAAUGUUAAAACAGAUGAUCGAACUGAAACAGAAAAUCAAAAUUAUGAGGAAACAGAAGAACAAAGAUAUGAAGAUAUAGAUCAGCACAGAUAUGAAGAAAUAGAAAGCAAAGGGCAACCUGGAGAAGCAGACGAUGAACGAGCAAGAAGCUAUAAUGAGGGAGAAUAUAAAGGAGAAUAUGAGGGAGGAUAUGAGGGACGAAUUGUCGACCAAGUUGGUGCACGAAAUCUUGACGACGCACAAAGACUAAGUGAUGAACAAGAUGGACCACAAGACAGUGAACGAAAUGAAGUAAGGGGCGAAGAAAUCAAUAGUCAAAUGGGAGGUCAAAGUGGUGGUCGAAUAGCUGAUCAAAAAGAUGGACGGACAGCUGGUCAAAAAGGUGAUGGAACAGCUGAUCAAAAAGGUGGUCGAACAGCUGAUCAAAGUGGUGGUCGAACAGCUGAUCAAAGUGGUGGUCGAACAGCUGAUCAAAAAGGUGUUCGGACUGGAGAUCAAAGUGGUGGUCGAAGACCUGAUCAAAAAGGCGUUCGGAGAGGAGAUCAAAGUGGUGUUCGAACAGCUGAUCAAAAAGAUGGUCGAACAGGUGAACAAAAAGUUGGACGGGCAGCUGAUCAAAAAGAUGGUCGAACAGGUGAUCAAAAAGUUGGACGGGUAGCUGAUCAAAAAGAUGGUCGAACAGGAUAUCAAAGUGGUGGUCGAACAGCUGAUCAAAAAGAUGGUCGAACAGGAGAUGAAAGUGGUGAUCGAACAGCUGAUCAAAAAGAUGGACGGACAGCUGGUCAAAAAGGUGAUGGAACAGCUGAUCAAAAAGGUGGUCGAACAGGAGAUCAAAGUGGUCGUCGAACAGCUGAUCAAAAAGAUGGACGGACAGCUGGUCAAAAAGGUGAUGGAACAGCUGAUCAAAAAGGUGGUCGAACAGGAGAUCAAAGUGGUGGUCGAACAGCUGAUCAAAAAGAUGGUCGAACAGGCGAUCAAAGUGGUGGUCGAACAGCUGAUCAAAAAGAUGGACGGACAGCUGGUCAAAAAGGUGGUCGAACAGCUGGUCAAAAAGGUGGUCGGACAGGAGAUCAAAGUGGUGGACGAACAGCUGAUCAAAAAGGUGGUCGAACAGCUGAUCAAAAAGGUGGUCGGACAGGAGAUCAAAGUGGUGGUCGAACAGCUGAUCAAAGUGGUGGUCGAACAGCUGAUCAAAGUGGUGGUCGAACAGCUGAUCAAAGUGGUGGUCGAACAGCUGAUCAGAGUAAUGGUAAAUCAGAAGCUCAAAGGUAUGAUCAAACGGGAGAUCAAAUGAAUGAUCAAACAGGAGAUCAAAUGAAUGAUCAAACAGGAGAUCAAAUGAAUGAUCAAACAGGAGAUCAAAGGUAUGAUCAAACAGGAGAUCAAAGGUAUGAUCAAACAGGAGAUCAAAUGAAUGAUCAAACAGGAGAUCAAAGAUAUGAUCAAACAGGAGACCAAAGUUAUGAUCAAACAGGAGAUCAAAUGAAUGAUCAAACAGGAGAUCAAAGAUAUGAUCAAACAGGAGACCAAAGUUAUGAUCAAACAGGAGAUCAAAUGAAUGAUCAAACAGGAGAUCAAAGAUAUGAUCAAACAGGAGAUCAAAGGUAUGAUCAAUCAGAAGCUCAAAGGUAUGAUCAAAAAGGAGAUCAAAGGUAUGAUCAAACAGGAGAUCAAAGGUAUGAACAAACAGGAGAUCAAAUGUAUGAUCAAACAGGAGAUCAAAGGUAUGAACAAACAGGAGAUCAAAUGUAUGAUCAAACAGGAGAUCAAAGGUAUGAUCAAACAGGAGAUCAAAGGUAUAGUCAAAUAGGAGACAAGAAUGACGUCCAAGGAAGACGUCCAAGAGAUGGUGAUACCAGAGACCAAAAUUAUGUUCAAACAGGUGAUCAAAGCAAUGGUCAAACAGGUGAUCGAAGCAGUGUUCAAACAGGUGAUCAAAGCAAUGGUCAAACAGGUGAUCGAAGCAGUGUUCAAACAGGUGAUCAAAGCAAUGUUCAAACAGGUGAUCAAAGCAAUGGUCAAACAGGUGAUCGAAGCAGUGUUCAAACAGGUGAUCGAAGCAAUGGUCAAACAGGUGAUCGAAGCAAUGGUCAAACAGGUGAUCGAAGCAAUGGCCGAACAGGUGAUCGAAGCAAUGGUCAAACAGGUGAUCGAAGCAGUGUUCAAACAGGUGAUCAAAGCAAUGGCCGAACAGGUGAUCGAAGCAAUGGUCAAACAGGUGAUCGAAGCAGUGUUCAAACAGGUGAUCAAAGCAAUGGUCAAACAGGUGAUCGAAGCAAUGGUCAAAUAGGUGAUCAAAGCAAUGGUCGAAUAGGAGAUCAAAGCAAUGGUCAAACAGGUGAUCGAAGCAAUGGUCGAACACGUGAUCAAAGCAAUGGUCAAACAGGUGAUCGAAGCAAUGGUCAAGCAGGUGAUCGAAGCAAUGGUCAAACAGGUGAUCGAAGCAAUGGUCAAACAGGUGAUCGUGAUCAAAGCAAUGGUCGAACAGGUGAUCGAAGCAAUGGUCGAACAGGUGAUCGAAGCAAUGGUCGAACAGGUGAUCGAAGCAGCAAUGGUGGUCAAACAGAUCGAAUCGAAUGGAAUGGUCGAACAGGUGAUCAAGAAGGUCGAAGCAAUGGCCGAACAGGUGAUCGAAGCAAUGGUCGAACAGGUGAUCAAAGCAAUGGUCGAACACGUGAUCAAAGCAAUGGUCAAACAGGUGAUCAAAGCAAUGGUCGAACAGGUGAUCAAAGCAAUGGUCGAACAGGUGAUCAAAGCAAUGGUCGAACACGUGAUCAAAGCAAUGGUCGAACAGGUGAUCGAAGCAAUGGUCGAACAGGUGAUCGAAGCAAUGGUCGAACAGGUGAUCGAAGCAAUGGUCGAACAGGUGAUCAAAGCAAUGGUCGAACAGGUGAUCGAAGCAAUGGUCGAACAGGUGAUCAAAGCAAUGGUCGAAUAGGAGAUCAAAGCAAUGGUCGAAUAGGAGAUCAAAGCAAUGGUCAAACAGGUGAUCAAAGCAAUGGCCGAACAGGUGAUCGAAGCAAUGAUCGAACAGGAGAUCGGUACAGUGUUCGAGCAAAGGAUCAGAAUGCUGAUCAUACAGCCACAGUGAGUUAUGAGGAAAGAGAUGAAGACAUAACUGAGAAUAAUUAUGACAAAGCAGGUGGACGAAAUGAUGAACCAACAGGUGGAGGAAAUGAUGGCACAACAGGAGAUGGCCCAACAGGAGGAGGAAAUGAUGGCACAACAGGAGGACGAUACGAUGGCCCAAGAGAUGGACGAAGUGAUGGCUCAACAGGGGGACGAAAUGAUGGUCCAACAGAGGGACGAAAUGAUGUUUUAACAGGAGGACGAAAUGAUGGCCCAACAGGAGGUAGAAAUGAUCGCCCAACAGGAGGACGAAAUGAUGGUCGAGAGGUGGGUCAAAAAGAAGGUCGAACAAGAGAAGGAAAUAAGGUUCGAAUAAGAGAUCAAAGCAAUGUUCGAACAGAGGAAAGAAGCAAUGGUCGAACAGGAGAACAAGGUAAGAGUCGAAUAAGAGACAGAAGCAAUGGUCGAACAGGAGAACAAGGUAAGAGUCGAAUAAGAGACAGAAGCAAUGGUCGAACAGGAGAACAAGGUACGAGUCGAAUAAGAGACAGAAGCAAUGGUCGAACAGGAGAACAAAGUAAUGGUCGAAUAAGAGACGGAAGUACUGGUCGACCAGGAGAUUUAAGCAAUGGCCGAACAAGAGAACAGGGCGAUGGUCGAACAGGAAAACAAAGUGCUUUUCGAACAGCAGAAGGAAAUGAUACUCACCCAAGAGUUAGUCGUGUAGAAAGUCACAGUGAUGAACAACCAGGCAAAAGAGGUUCCAAAAAAAUAGUUGAACGAAGUUUUGAUGACACAAAUGAAUUAUAUUAUGAAGAAACUGGCGGACGAAGAGACGGAAACACAGGUAGACUAAAGGACACCCAAACAGGAGGAAGAAGAGUUGGGCAAAACGAAGGACGACGUAAAGACCGAGGAACUGAACGAAGUGAUGUGAAGAGUAAGGUGGGCGGGGUUAGGCGUGAGGAGGAGGAGGGGAGGAGGAGCAGUGACAUGAGGAGGUGGGGUGCUGCCGACCACGAGGACUUCUUCAGCUUCAGACAACGUUACGCGCGAGGCAGCUCUGAUCUGGGAUCACCACGGAAGCUGACCCGCAGCGUUAGUGACAACAAUUUGGUCUACCAAGAGUCGAGGCUGGAUAAGAAGAAGUGGCACCAUGGAGUCAUCCAACGCUCAUCUAGCGCUGACCGCCUCCUCUAUGCUCCUCACCGAUGGUACUACGCCCGGGUGGCCAGACCCCCUUCAGGAGAGGAGGACCUGGAAGCUGCUGGGGAGGACGACGAGGACAGUGAGGCGAGACAGAGAGCGUUGGCGGCAGAACGAGAGGCCAGACUAACAGGGUCGUCGGACUCCCCACUCAAACCCAACAUCGAGAUCUUGUCCCUGGACGGCGUCAUCGGUGGCUUGGAGCUCCGCGAUGAGGAUGGCAACGUCCUGACCUCCAAGCCUGACCAGAUGGAACUCACCUACGAGAUCCAGGUAGAUGAGAGGAGGGUGCCCAAGGUCGGGAGAGACGGUGAGAACGGCAGAGGGGCGUGGGAGUCCGACGGAGAGGAUGACGGAGACCUAGACGGUAGAAGCAGCAAAAGGGUCUCUAGACACAACAUGUCGAGAAAUGGACAGACGACACAAGAGAAGUUAUCGUCGAGGCUGGGUGAAGUGCUGCAGGAGAAGGCUGAGGCUGAUGAUCUACGUCAGAAGCUCUUCAAUAAAGCCAGGGACCUUCAUGAACAGAUCGUUAAAGUCAGAGAAAAGCGACGGCAGGAGUGGUGGACGGCGUGGUCAGAGGCUAGACGGACUGGGACGCAGCUAGAGGAUAGGCAGGCAGGGCUGAGGAAUGAACUGGACACAUUACAUCGUCGUAUCAUCGGCUCCAUCAUCAAGAGAGAACCACUUAUUACUGGUGUCCGAGACGAGCCAUCCAGGAGGGCCAACUACAAGAUCUCCGUCAUCCGUCUGAGACACGAGAUUGAGGAUUUACGGAGAAGAGUGGAAGCCAUGGAGAUCAAAGUGGAAGCCGAGAUGAAGCUAAGGACUCAGGCGGAGCGAGAGGUCAAAACGCUGAGGUCAGAGGUUAGUAGGAAGAAGGCUAACGUGGCCCUCACACAACGCGCCACUACGCUACGCAGCUUAUCCGGUUUUCUCCCGGACCUACUCGUGCGCAUAUAGACCCAAUGUUUAACACCGACAGCUCCGGACCCUCACUAAGCGCAUGUAGCCUUUCGACCAGCGCAACACUGAUCGCCGCCAGACUCCACUGGCAUCCGUACACAGCUGUCCGAGUGUAAAAGAAUUUCAUGACUAAUCUCGCUUGUUGUGAUAGCCUGAUAGUGCGUGGUUUAUCGGUGGUUCCAGUCUGAACAAUGGUGAUCAUACGUUGUCCGUUGUAGCUCAGGCGCUACUUGGAUACCAUACAGUUCUAGUGGUCAGUGUUUACUGAGAUGACAGCUGAACAUGUCGUGAUCUAUUAACAGUCCCCUCUCCUGCGUGCCCAGGAACCUUCAAGUCAUUGAUCAAUAACUUGCAAGGUUUUGUUUAAGAAGCUGUUGUUAGUCACAUCGGCUCCGCGUAACGGGAGCUGAUGUGAGUAUGCGACUGAUGGCUUUAUAUGUACAGUAUGUGUUCACCCAGUUGUCUAUAAAUACCCUUCGUUACACAUCAACACACCUUAAAAGAAACUAAGUGUGAACUGAAGGCUCAGAGAUUGAAAAGUGACGCCUCACUUUGUGACGCUUCCAGUUUGGAAGAAAAGGAGCCAACUGGAAAUAUAAAAUUCACCUAAAAACUCACAUCAAGUGAUUCGUGGAUUAAUUUGCCAUUGACCUUCAUCUGUGCGUUUGGAAAACUGCCCUAUGGUGUGUUUUACUCACCGUCAUAAUUAUAUACUGUACAGUAAAAGGGCUUUAGUUUUUUCUCGCGUACUUGUAUCACAGAUACCUUGGGAAAACUCCGGUGUAGAAAUUGCUUUGAGAGAUGUACAGUAAGGGAUAAGAUAUAUUUAUAUAUUUUUGACAUGUAUAAAGAAUACUAUGUAUUACUUAAUGUGGGAAAUCUUGACGUAGCUAUUUGUGACUGCUCAGCCACCUGGUGACAUGUGGCGGCACUACUAACACGUGCAGCAGAUGCCAAUCUUGGUAUUAUAAAUAUUUUUUUGUGUGACUUAUUGCCCAUAACAUUGUUUUGAAUAAAAUGUACAU
This is a messenger RNA of Homarus americanus (American lobster), 8639 nucleotides long. Its product is annotated as hornerin-like. The record is from RefSeq and is a predicted model, not a curated record. The coding region runs from base 1 to 7611 and encodes 2536 amino acids. NCBI's taxonomy places the organism in Eukaryota, Metazoa, Arthropoda, Malacostraca, Decapoda, Nephropidae. The transcript has 12 exons.